GAGUUGUAGGUUAUGUUUGAAAAUGCGUUGUGUUUGAUCUGUGAUCAUUUUUACUUUUUAGUUUCUACAGUCCAAAGUGAAUUAUAAAUUGAAAUGUGUUUGAAUUCUCUCUUCUAAAUUUUUUGAACUUGAUGAUUAGUGGUUUCAACACAAGCCGUUUCCCCGUGCCCCUUUAUUCAUCUACUUAAUUGAUACUUCGAUCUCAACAUGAAACGGAAAGGCGGUGAAUUGGUCGUACAAGGUUCCGGCACCUUGGAGAAAAUUCAGAAACUUGAUAGUGGCAUUCAGAGGACUUCAAACCUUCCCUCGCCUAUCAUGGCUUUGGAAGGUCAUGGAGGAGAAAUAUUUUGUGUCAAAUUCCAUCCAGAUGGCCAGUUUCUAGCGUCGAGUGGAUUUGAUCGGCAAAUAUUCUUGUGGACCGUUUAUGAAAACUGUGAGAACAUCAGUGUGAUGUCAGGACAUACCGGGGCUGUAAUGGAUCUCCAUUUCUCAACGGAUGGAAGCACAAUUUACUCCUGUAGCACAGACGGAACUCUGGCCCUUUGGGACAUUCAAAGAGGGGAAAGAAUAAAGAAAUUAAAAGGUCACAGCACGUUCGUUAAUUCUUGUUAUCCGGCGCGAAGAGGUCCUGAGCUGGUAGUCUCCGGCUCAGAUGACUGUUCGGUUCGAAUCUGGGAUGCUCGAAAGAAAAACACAGCAACUGUAUUAACAAACAAUUAUCAAGUGACAGCAGUAUCUUUCAAUGACACAGCAGAGCAAGUCUUUUCGUCCGGCAUAGACAAUGACAUAAAGGUUUGGGACUUGAGAAAAAACUCUGUUUUACAAAGAUUACGCGGACACUCAGAUACUGUUACUGGUGUGAGCUUAUCUCCAGAUGGAUCGUAUCUCCUCUCAAAUGCCAUGGACAACUCCUUGAGGGUUUGGGACAUUCGACCUUUUGCCCCUCAAGAAAGGUGCAUCAAAGUAUUUUCAGGACAUCAGCACAAUUUUGAAAAGAAUCUAUUGCGUUGUGCAUGGAUGCCAGAUGGGUCUAAAGUAUCUGCUGGAUCAGCGGACCGUUACGUUUAUGUGUGGGACACAACCUCCCGCCGAAUUCUUUACAAGCUGCCUGGUCAUAAUGGAAGUGUGAAUGAUGUUAGUUUCCACCCCUCUGAGCCCAUCGUUGCAUCUGGAUCCAGUGAUAAAGUUAUAUACAUGGGCGAAAUCGAAUCAUAAUUCUAUCACAUACUACAAGACCUGAAGUUGCAAUGUCCAGCUGAUCUCAAUUUCUCAGUGUGCGAAGACAUCAUUUUCCUUCUCAUUUGUUCAGAAUUAUUAAAUACUUAAGUCUCCGAUGUAUUUUUGAGAAUAUCAAGUCAAGGAGGUACCUUAAAAAUGAUAGUCUAACGCACUGUUCUAUUUGCAUUCACAAUGAAGCGCAAAAAAGACAGUGAGGCAUGGAUCCUUGUUUGUGCCUCAGGGUUUUACUCUUUCAGCUUCUCUGAGAGCCCCAGCUGCAACUGCGGAGGGAACUUGUAGAGGGCUAAGUUGAAAAAUGCUCCGAUAAAAUGUUCCUUUCAAAAAUUUCUUUGGAAUCAGCUUGAGUUUAAAAAAUUUCAUAGGUGCACAGGCAUUAUGCACAAUCAUCGUAAAGCUGGGUUGUGGAGUUCAAAUUUCGGGAAACAAUGAUUUGAAAUUAGUCAUCGAAGCAUUUCCAACAAUCAAUGAUUCCUGAAUUUCCUCAAGGGCAUCAACAAAAUUGAGCUCUGAUGUGCGAGAUAAUUGUUUCAUUGAUAUGUACGGUUUUAAUCCAUCAUGAUGAAUGAGAAAGAAUCUCACUUAACCUGAAUCAUAAAUAGAGAAUUGAUGACCAGGUAAUGGCUAGUCAUCUCUCAGUUGAAUUCUGCAGCACGUCCAAAUACACCGCAAGGGAAACUCUAACUGUGCCCAUGUAAUUUAUCUAGGUUCUGUCAGCUUUUACGCUGAAAGCAGAUAGGCUUAGUAAGACAAGUAUCUGGCUGAAUCCAAUUGGGUUCUGGAGAUGGUUUUAAUCAGGUUUCUUAAUUGAAAGCUAAGUGAAACUUUUCAUUUUAUGAAAUGCGAGUCAAUUGUUUUAGUCAUUUUAAACCGGACUCUCUUCAUUUUUUUUGUGUUUAAAUAAAUGCAAUAAUGCAUAGGUGUUAAUAAUGUGAAUUGUAAUAAAUUGUAAUGUAAUGACUCAAUAAAAGAUAUUUUUUACCGUAAAA
Messenger RNA from Bemisia tabaci, 2225 nucleotides. Its product is annotated as U5 small nuclear ribonucleoprotein 40 kDa protein. Gene Ontology annotation, cellular component: catalytic step 2 spliceosome. Gene Ontology annotation, molecular function: protein binding; RNA binding. NCBI's taxonomy places the organism in Eukaryota, Metazoa, Arthropoda, Insecta, Hemiptera, Aleyrodidae. The record is from RefSeq and is a predicted model, not a curated record.